AUGGAGGUAGCUCAGCACUUCAUCAAGGCAGAGAACCUCACCGACGCCAAAAUCGCCGGCGAAGGUCUCGAAUGCCUUGUUUACAAAGCAGCAUCGCCAGUAUAUGGCCCAAUCGUUCUCAGAGUACCCAGAGUCAAGGUCUACCAGAACGCCAAUGAUCCCAACACCAACGCAAGUGAUCUCAUCCAGCAAGAGAUGAAGAUCUAUAGGCUUCUGGAAAACGCAUCCGUGCCUGUUCCAAAAGCAUACAAGUACCUUGAAGAAGAUGGCUAUCCAGCGAUGUUGUGCGAGUACGUAGAGGACGAUGGAACAGAGAUCACAUUCGAGGAGAUGGGACGUGUAGCGGCCAUGAUACACUCGACGCCCCUAUCUAGCCCAGUAAUGGAGACAGUUUCGUCAGAAACAGAAGAUGUGUUCUCGACAAUUGAGCAAAGACUCAAACGACGCAUCUCAGUGCUGUCACAAACAGUCCCCGAGGUUUCCAGCUGGAUAACGAACUGGGACCUUAUUCACAAUAUCCUCGAAAGUCUCAAGCGCUACCCUUCAAGUCUACUACACAUGGACUUUCGCGAUGUCAAUCUUCGUCACAAUAAUGGACGAAUAAGCGCCGUGAUCGAUUGGACCAAUGCUCUGAUCGGCCCAGCAGCCAUCGACAUCUUUCGCACGCUCGAGUUCAGCCAACUCGACGAGAGCUUCGUCAAAGGUUACACUAGCGUCACUACCUGGCCUGAUGUUACAGCCCAGGAAGAUUGUUUGCUAAGACUUGAUGCUGCGCUUGUGCUGGCGCUGGUGUUCACCUCGGAAGCGCCUGAUGCUGAGAGAGCUGAAGUUGCAGUCGCAAGGGUGAGGGAACUCUCAAAGAGCCUCGUGGAAGCUUCGUCGCACGAAUAA
Messenger RNA from Fusarium musae, 891 nucleotides. RefSeq lists its product as uncharacterized. The transcript has a single exon. The record is from RefSeq and is a predicted model, not a curated record. NCBI's taxonomy places the organism in Eukaryota, Fungi, Ascomycota, Sordariomycetes, Hypocreales, Nectriaceae. The coding region runs from base 1 to 891 and encodes 296 amino acids.